AUGCGUCUCCCAGACGUCCCCAGAGGAUCCUCGGGCCAUUGGGACUGCGUGGAAUGCGGGAGUCCGCGGGGAUAUUUUCCCGUUUUGUUUUUAUUCCUCCAUCGGCCUAUCCCAAACCUCAACACGGCGGCUGAGCCAACGACUGCGACGGGAUCCGUUGCGUAUUUCUGGAUCUCUCUUGCGUUGCAGCGACAGGCUUGGUGUGUCCUGCUCGGCAGACACGGUGGACGGAAGUGGGCUGCCCUAUCGGGAAAACGAUGGUCACGGCGGAGCGUGUUGCGUACUUCGCAAUUUGGCGUGUUUGUGGCGAUCCUUGAGGAUGAUGUGACGGCGCCUCUUUUACUUGCAGGGAUAGAAGCGACGCUCCACGGUGAUGCACACGUUGCGGGUGGAGGCUUCUCUUGCUGUUAUUUUGUGAAUGUUUAUGUUUUGCUUGAACACCACAGAGGGCGGUGU
Messenger RNA from Trypanosoma cruzi, 456 nucleotides. RefSeq lists its product as uncharacterized. NCBI's taxonomy places the organism in Eukaryota, Euglenozoa, Kinetoplastea, Trypanosomatida, Trypanosomatidae. The annotation marks the transcript as partial. The transcript has a single exon. The record is from RefSeq and is a predicted model, not a curated record.